CCGCCUGUCUCGACCGCUAGCUCUCUCUCCCUCUGACCAUCUCUGCACCUGCACCGGUCCGGCGUAAGGUAAGGAAGGGGGCGGUUUCCCCGGGCGAGAAGAAGGGCGGGGGGCUUUGGUGCUGGCGCGCGUGGAGCAUCGACGACAAGCGGUUGCGGGCGAGCUCCCCUCCCCCGCCCGGAGGUUCCGAGGUGCACGGAGAGGGGCGCCGAGGAGGCUCUGUUGCUGUCGACCACAUCGUAGUUCCCUCCGGUUCUUCGCAGGUGGGCCUCUGCCGCCGUUUCCAGGCCGGGGCUCACUCCCCUAAACCUCAGAAUCUCUCUCGCCGCGGGGGGGCUGUCCCAUGGCGGUGGACAAAGCCGGCGGCGGCGCCUCCUCCUCCUCCGGCGUUGCCACCUCCGCCAUGGAUCGCUUCCACAAGAUCGUCCUUAGUUGGGACUACGUCCGCCUCGCCGCGGACUCCAAGGGCAUGGAGCAGGCGAAGGGGCUGCGGCGCGUGAAGAACACGUACGCCUCGGUGGCCGAGUACCUCGCCGUCUUCGAGCCGCUGCUGUUCGAGGAGGUUAAGGCACAGAUCGUCCAGGGACGCAGCGACGAGGAGGAAGAGGCCGGACAGGACUGGCAGAAGGGGAUUGUGGCAUCGUGCACCGAGUCGGAAGGGUUCCACAAGGUGUCCAUGGCGGUGCUCGAUGAUUUUCGGGAUAUGGUGUCGGAGAAUGACCUUCUGCUGCUCUCCAAAGAGAAAUUUGAAGAGGGAGCGACUCCCAGUGCAUACGCCUUUGCCUUAGUGGAACAGCGGGGUGGCAGAGACAUGAUUUCUCUUAGGACAUUUAUGGCAGGUGAAAUAAAAAAUCUUAAUGUAGCAAAACCUGUGAGCUGUUCUAGGCUGCAGCGUAUUGCUUCCAUUUUUUCAACCACAGAGAGCUUCCUCUGGAUUUUAAAGAUUUGCAGCUUGUCUACCAUAAUGCGAGAAUUCUCGGCCAUGCACUCUGUAGCAUCACUUCCUUUUAAGGAUCUGAUUCUUUCAGCUAGUGAGAAGAAUAGAGACGGAAAUGAUCAAAACCGUGCUUGGAAUGUCCCUGAACCACUUAUGGAUUAUCUUAAAACAAACCUUAAUGAUUCACAACUAGAUGCAGUCAAUGCAGGUCUUUCUCGCAGGUCCUUUGUUCUCAUCCAGGGUCCCCCAGGAACAGGAAAAACACAAACUAUCCUUGGACUACUCAGUGCUGUUCUCCAUUCUGCUCCUGCAAGAAUGCAAACCAAAGGCGGUUUUGAUGUUAAAAAACAUGGGCAAGAGCUGGACAUUGAGGGCAAGCAUGCACACUGGAUGAAGGCCUCGCCUUGGCUGCUUGGUGUAAAUCCUCGAGAUUUAAUUAUGCCUGUAGAUGGUGAUGAUGGUUUUUAUCCUACUGGGAAUGAGCUAAAACCUGAGGUUGUAAGUUCCAAUCGCAAAUAUCGGGCCCAUGUGUUGGUCUGUGCUCCAUCCAACUCAGCACUUGAUGAGAUUGUGCUACGUGUUCUUCAAACAGGAAUACGUGAUGAGAAUAACAACACCUAUAAUCCUAAGAUUGUGCGCAUUGGACUGAAGGCACACCACUCUGUGAAAGCAGUUUCCAUGGAUUAUCUCAUACAACAAAAACUUUCUGGUGUGGAUCGUUCAUCCGAUGGUGGGAGACGAGGGGCUGGUGAAUAUGAUCGAAUUAGAGCUUCAAUUCUUGAUGAAGCAGCCAUUGUAUUUUCAACGCUAAGUUUUAGUGGAUCAUCCAUUUUUAGCAGGAUGGCCCGUGCUUUUGAUGUUGUUAUAAUUGAUGAAGCUGCACAAGCUGUGGAGCCAGCGACUCUUGUACCCUUGAUCCAUGGGUGCAAACAAGUUUUUCUUGUUGGUGACCCAGUUCAGUUGCCUGCUACUGUAAUUUCAUCUACUGCUCAGAAGUUAGGGUAUGGAACUAGUUUGUUCAAGAGGUUUCAGGCUGCAGGUUUUCCGGUGCAAAUGCUCAAAAUUCAGUAUCGCAUGCACCCAGAGAUUAGUAUAUUCCCCUCAAAAGAAUUCUAUGAAGGGGCCCUAGAAGAUGGGGAGGGACUUGGCAAGAAACGUCCAUGGCAUUCCUACAGCUGUUUUGGGCCAUUCUGCUUCUUUGAUGUUGAUGGGAUUGAGUCCCAACCAUCUGGAAGUGGUUCAUGGGUGAAUGAGGAUGAAGUGGAAUUCAUAACUCUCUUGUAUCAUCAAAUGGCCAUGCACUAUCCUGAACUCAAAUCUAGUUCCCAGGUAGCUGUCAUAUCACCAUACAGGUAUCAGGUGAAGCUCUUGAAGGACCAUUUUCGAUCGACCUUUGGUGAUCAGUCUAAGGAAGUGAUAGACAUAAAUACGGUUGACGGAUUCCAGGGCCGUGAAAAGGAAGUUGUCAUUUUUUCAUGUGUUCGGUGCAAUAAGGAGCACAAGAUCGGGUUUGUUUCUGAUUUUCGACGAAUGAAUGUCGCCAUCACCAGAGCUAGGUCUGCUGUAUUAGUUGUAGGUUCUGCUUCGACGCUGAGGGAAGAUAAACACUGGAACAACCUUGUCGAGAGUGCCAAAGAGCGAGGUCGCUAUUUCCAGGUUCCAAAGCCAUUCACUGCAUUCUUUGUGGAGGAUAAGCUAAAAACCAUGAAAGUGGAGAGAGCUCCUCCAGAGGUGAGGAAUGUGCAAGCACUCGAAGCAAUAAAUGAAGCAGUUGUAAGGCAAGAGCUCAUGGAUGUGGAUGAUGCUGGGGACCAAGAGGAUGAAGGGUACGAUGAUGACCCCUUGGAUGUUGAUGAUGGUGGCGGUGAUGACUAACCGUUUUACUGCCAUAGAGGUAUAUAGUGGAGCUAACCUUUUUAGGUGGGCAUGGAUUUUGGUACCCAGUACCUGAGGUUUCAGUUUAGAAAUUCAGUGCCGUGAUUGUUUGCUAUUGUGGGUGGGAGAGGUGGCUGAAUGCGGCUACAUCUUAUCUUAUGUUCUGAAUUAUGUAAUACGAGCCCCAUGCACCAAAAGAACUGAGAACCGCUGAACUGGCUUUCAUUUGCCUGUGCUAUAAUUACACGGCAGUUGUGCAUGAAGGCAGUUUGAUGGCAUUUUGCUCGGUUGUUCGUGUAACCUGUGAUCUAUCAUAUUUUUACGUAUACUUGCAGUUAGUGAAGAAAAUGAUGUUACCUCUAUUUCCUAUGAUGUUCUAGCUCUCUUAGAUUCAUAUUGAUGCCAAUAA
Molecule: messenger RNA, 3221 nt
Organism: Oryza brachyantha (malo sina)
Lineage: Eukaryota; Viridiplantae; Streptophyta; Magnoliopsida; Poales; Poaceae
Product: probable helicase MAGATAMA 3
Exons: 20
Coding region: 344-2812 (822 amino acids)
Molecular function (GO): helicase activity
Source: RefSeq, a predicted model, not a curated record